AUGAAGCCGAGCAGUAUGAAGCCGAGCAGUAUGAAGCCGAGCAGUAUGAAGCCGAGCAGUAUGAAGCCGAGCAGUAUGAAGCAGACCAAGCACCAAUACCUCCUCAGCAUACAAGAAACUGCAGAGGAAUCAUUGAAGUUGUCGGCCCCCGUCUUCAACCUCAACUGCGGUGGCAACUGCGGCCUUGGUGGUGCUGUUGGCGAGAGUGGCUUUGGCGCCACUGGUGGUAACGGUGGUGGUGGCCGUGGUGGCCGUGAUAGGAUCACCAAAUCAGCAAUGAAGUGUCGCAAAUUGAGCUUGCUGUGA
Emericellopsis cladophorae is the source of this 306-nucleotide messenger RNA. RefSeq lists its product as uncharacterized. Lineage: Eukaryota; Fungi; Ascomycota; Sordariomycetes; Hypocreales; Bionectriaceae. The transcript is spliced from 2 exons. The record is from RefSeq and is a predicted model, not a curated record. The coding region runs from base 1 to 306 and encodes 101 amino acids.